Messenger RNA from Schizophyllum commune H4-8, 1581 nucleotides. RefSeq lists its product as uncharacterized. The coding region runs from base 1 to 1581 and encodes 526 amino acids. The transcript is spliced from 4 exons. The record is from RefSeq and is a predicted model, not a curated record. Lineage: Eukaryota; Fungi; Basidiomycota; Agaricomycetes; Agaricales; Schizophyllaceae.
AUGGCCGCCACGACCUCAACGUUCAACCACGACCACGACCACGCAGCACCAGUAAGGCCUUCCCUCAGCCGCUCAGAUGUUACCAUGCGGCGCACGCUACGAUCCGGCAACUCGUUUGGCAUAUGGGACGGCGAAGCGAUCGACGUCGUCGACUCUCAGUUCAACCUUGCCGAAUAUGUGAAGCGCAGCGUUGAGGAGGAACGCGACGAGCUGUCCGACGACGAGAACGAAUACGAAUACGGCACCCCCGACCACUGCACUGGCCUCGAUGCGCAAGCGCGCUCCUGCCCUACGGCCGCCGCGGAAGCAAUCCUACCCCAGCCAGAAGGUGCUGCGGCGCGUGCAUGUGGCACAUUCGAUGGCUACGAGCGCCCCAAGCGCCGCACUCGCGAGCACCGCAAGCGCAAGCGCGAGGCUGCCAAGCUCACUGCAGCAGAUGAGGCCGACGUUGAAGUGCGUGAGUCGACGCGCCGCAAAUACAUCGACAACGCGGAGCCCCUCAGCACGGGAAUACGCCUGACCGGCCUGCGCGUUACGCGGACAGGCUAUACUGCUAUGCGCGACGCUACGCUGCAGGGCCGGCCGUAUCGUCUGGACGAACUCGUGGGUCCCCAAUCAAAGUUCAAGUUCAACCUCGUUCCUUGGAAUGGCAGAAAGCCCGUCCCCCUCCUCGCCAACGGCAGGCUCGUCUUCGGCUGCAUGCCCGGCCGCCCCGAUGACUCCCCCGGCUGGGACGAGGACAUGAAAGACUGGGCGAAGACCAUUCACGAAACCCUCCCCCACCUCACGCUCACGUCUGCUCAGAAAGAGCACCGUCGCGGCUCCUUCCCCGCCACCGCGCACGGCCACUCAUACGGCGGCGGCCAACAGCAACCCAUGACCAUCAGCGAGCACCCUAAGAACGCGCCACAUUUCAGGCGCAUCAUGGAACAUCCAGGGGCAAUCCGCUCCUCCGGCUUCAACAACGGCGCAACCAAGGGGUGGGCCCCUAAGCUUCACACCUACCUCCGCGAUAAUCGCCGCAUCCUACGCAGCCGCCUCCCUCAUCUCCGGCACAAUUUCCGCUCCAGCGUGUGGGCCGCCACCACCGUCAACUACGGCCCGCGUACGGCGACUUACCCCCACAAAGACUACGCUAACCUUCCCUGGGGCUGGUGCCCCAUCACGGCGCUGGGGAACUACGACCCCAAGCGCGGGGGGCACUUGGUCCUUUGGGAGUUGGGCCUGGUCAUCGAGUUUCCCCCCAGAUCGACGAUCAUCAUUCCCUCCGGCCUGCUAACCCACUCUAACGUCUCGGUCGGCCCUAACGAGACACGGUUCUCCGUCACCCAGUAUACGGCAGGUGCGAUCAUCCGCUGGGUUGACCAGCAGUUCCAGACGAAGGAGGCAUUCCUGGCUGGGCUGAGCCCUGAGCGCCGGGCGGAGGAGGCGGCGAAGGACAAGACGCGCUAUCUGCGCGGCCUCGCCAUGUUCUCAACCCUGGACGAGCUGCAGGCGCGCCACGAGGCGAAGGGGGACGCAGACGAGGACUCUGACCUGACGGAAUUGGAGGACGAAGACAGGGAUGACCUAGAUGUGUAG